AUGGAACUGUUCGUUGGAAAGCCUCUUCUCGGACCAGAUGGGAACGAAAUCGACGCGGAAGAGGCCCUAGAGGGAAAGGAAUAUCUUACGGAGCAUUGUGGUGGCUGGCUAGCAAUUCCUUUUGGUGAUGAGAGAAUACAGGAGUACCUAGCAAAGUACGAAGUGCCAACGAUUCCUGCUCUCAAGGUGCUGAACACUGACGGCUCCAUCUUGAUCGCUGACGCUCGCAAUCAAGUUCAAGUAAGUGGCAGGAUGUGA
Cooperia oncophora is the source of this 258-nucleotide messenger RNA. NCBI's taxonomy places the organism in Eukaryota, Metazoa, Nematoda, Chromadorea, Rhabditida, Trichostrongylidae. The record is from the annotation of a GenBank genome assembly.